Molecule: messenger RNA, 1021 nt
Organism: Histoplasma capsulatum G186AR
Lineage: Eukaryota; Fungi; Ascomycota; Eurotiomycetes; Onygenales; Ajellomycetaceae
Exons: 1
Coding region: 1-795 (264 amino acids)
Source: RefSeq, a predicted model, not a curated record
AUGUCCUCUUUCACUGAUAAGUCGAUAAACAUCGCCUUCUUCGGCUCAACAGGCGGUUGCGCAAAUGCCUGUCUGACUUACACUCUCAAAAACGGAUACAAAGCAAGCGCCCUCGCUCGGACUCCCUCGAAACUUCAAACCCAACUCUUAUCCCAAGGACUUGACCAGGCAACAAUCGACAAUAAUUUAACAAUCAUUCAAGGGGAUGCAACAGACGUUGAAGUUAUCAAGCGCACUCUCUCCCCAGAGAAAAACAACGGCAAAAUGGUCUCCCUCAUAAUUUCCGGAUUAGGCGGGCCUCCCAAAAUGACAGCCUCGCUUCAACCCAUCACCCUUGAAAAUCCAAACAUUUGCGAAAAUAGCACGAAUGCCAUCCUAUCCGCCAUAGAAGUACUGCAGCCGUCCACGGCAACCGAGAAGGAAAAGCCCAUCCUCGUGGCUAUCUCCACUACUGGCAUCUCAUCCGGGCCAAGAGAUGUACCAUACCUCCUUUACCCUCUUUGGCACUUCCUCGAAGUCCCACACAAGGACAAGAAGAAGAUGGAGCAUGCGAUUUUUGAUUCACCCUCUAAACAGCUUCUGAGAGGCGCCAUGGUCGUACGUCCGACAUUGCUGGUUGGUGACCAUUCCAUCACCAGUGGGAAAGGGUGGAAAACGUUGAAGGUCGGGACGGAGAAGAAGCCGGCCCUGGGACAUUCGAUCCAGCGGGCGGACGUCGGAGAGUGGAUAUUUCAGGAAAUGGUUAAGGCGGGAGGGGAAAAGUGGUUGAAUGAAAAGGUGACAUUGAGUAACUAAUGAAUUAGCGUGUUUUCCCUACCAUCGGUUUUGUGCAUUUCUCCGCUCUCUUCUUUUACACGUGUGGAAAGGCUCUUUGUGUUUUCGAGUUCUUCCUUUCUAAAUAUCUACGGAGUUCAUGACUGUUGUUGUGUAUAUGAUACCUUCCCUAAACAGUUAUGUCGAUUCGACACCACAUUUGUUGUUGCCUAUUCAUGAACUGAGAUGAAUAUAAUAUAUUUAUGUC